This is a messenger RNA of Eruca vesicaria subsp. sativa (arugula), 372 nucleotides long. NCBI's taxonomy places the organism in Eukaryota, Viridiplantae, Streptophyta, Magnoliopsida, Brassicales, Brassicaceae. The record is from the annotation of a GenBank genome assembly.
AUGACUCAUCCGCAUGAGGUGUACAGGAGGAUGAAGGAGUUGAAAGCAUACAACGACAUGCUUGGGUUUGUGGUCAAUGCACAGUAUGGGAUUCUAAUGAUGUUCCCUUGCGGGGGAAGCAUUGUUAAUGAGGUAUCUCCGGCUAAUAAAUAUGCCACAGAUUUUGAUACUCUAUUGGGGAGGAAAAACUUUCAUUCCAUUUUGAAAGUUGAAAUUAUGGUAACAAUUUGUUUGCAUAUGACUGAUGAUAUUAGGGUUAUUAUCGGUUUCUCUGUGCAGUAUUAUGGCCUCCAUUUCCGCCAACCAUGGGUCUUUGCAAUCGAGGAUGAGGUUAAGAAGAUACUAAACCGUGUGGCUGAGAUGGAGUCAUAG